GAUGCAGCAGAAGCAGCCGCAUCCUGCUGUCGCGCACGCACCCGCGCGCCCGCCCGUGCGCUCAUUCCCUCUCCCCGCCGAGCUCUUCUGUGCUGUGCGGUCUAUGGUCCAACACAACACGAGUGAUCGGUUGUCGGUUUCAGCACGGGACAGAUCCUGCAGCCGCUCGGUGCAGCAUGGCGACAGAGUUUCACAACCUCCAAGAGAUGCAGCACUGUGCAUCACUGGUUACUAAGGUCUUCAUACAGAGAGACUACAGUGAAGGAACUGUCUGUCGAUUCCAAACCAAGUUCCCAUCAGAGCUUAACAUCAGAAUUGAGAGAACUUUGCUGGAGGAAACGGUGAAGACUCUCAACUCCUAUUACAUGGAAGCUGAGAAGAUUGGAGGCCAGUCGUACAUGGAGGGAUGUCUGGCUUGUGCAACAGCUUACAUUGUCUUCCUCUGCAUGGAGACACGCUAUGAGAAGGUUCUGAAGAAGAUAUCUGGCUACAUUCAAGAGCAGAAUGAGAAGAUCUACGCUCCUCGAGGUCUGCUGCUCACAGACCCCGUAGAGAGAGGGAUGAGGGUUCUGGAGGUCAGCAUUUUUGAGGACCAGGGCUCAGCGGGCUCCAGUCCCAGCAGCACCCUGUCAUCAGACAGCAGUGCUCGAUGACAGGAGGGGCAGCGCCAGGCUUACGGGUACCACCACAGGGGCAGCGGGACACUCACCAACAUCCGUAUGUUGAAACAUGAAAGCACCAGGUUCUAGAAUAUCUGGAAAAGAAAAAGGCAAGGAGGUGAUCUGCAGCAUUUACACUGUACCUGCUGGGGCCUUCAACUUAUCAGGAAAGGCUGUUGACACAAACACACUGGAUAUUUAGCAGAGAUAACAAACACAGGUGAACACACCCAUGCGGCUGGAAUAUAUAGGUUCUAUCAUCCCAUUUUUCUUUUUUUUUUUUUCGUUCCGAAAUGUUAUUUUGCGUAGGUCUGUGUUAAAGAAGACAACUAAGACCAAAGGGAAGAGUUGUUUUUAAUUUUGGAACAAUUGUCAAGACAUUCUGGUGGAAAUGUACCAACCAUCUUGGAGGAUCGUUUGUCCUCCGUUCUUCCUGAUUCCUGCAUUUGGAUCAGGUGGUUGAAUCUCUUUGAAAACAAGCAAAUUGGGCCUACCGUGAGAUUAUGCUCCCUUCACAUGCAUUUGAAUUAUUUAUCCUCCUUAUUCCCUACAGUGAAUACCAAUGAUCCAAAUCACAGCUGCAGGUCACACUCGUACACACACAGUCACAGAUGCAUGCAUGCAUGCAAUUCCACUGAAGGUUGAUGGCAUGUGCACACGUCACACAGACAAUUACAAUAAGUGGCCGUAACUUCCUGCACAGAUAUGGGCUCUGCUGGUGUUGCAGUCAGCUCAUUUGGAGCAAAUCACUGCUCAGUUGUGUUGUAUGAGCAUAGCUUGUACGAGAAAUUGGGAAUUUUUCUGCAUUUGCAAAAUGAGUCAAAUGCAGCGAGUAUCACCCUCAAACCUUUUUUGACUUAAAAUAAAUUUGAGGUUUGAAACCUGUGGCUGCUUUUUAACAUUAGAGCAAAUCACUGUUAGUGUGACCAACAGUGUUUGUCAGCUAUUUUGCUCUCCACACAGUAUGUCUAUGACAGUGCAGACACAUUAAAUAUAUACCACGGCAGAAUACUGCAGUUUUUUUUAGACAGCACAUUCCCAGCUGUUCCCAUGGUGACUUUGUAUGAUCACAAAAGCCUCAUUUGAUCAAGAUUGUGACAAAAAAAUACCUACAGAAUGCCUUAGACUUGCUGAAAAGUAAACAGAGGGAAGCUCGUUUUCUGUAUUUCCCUACUUCCCUACUAAUUUGAGGGGAAAUUGAGAUUUUAAAUGUUGAAAGAGAAAAGUUCAUGAUAAAUAAUGAGAAAGAUAUGUUUGACCUUAUCUUACACUUUGCUGAAAAUCCUAUAUUUUAAAUCUUAUAUAAAAAAAAAGAAACGAUUUAUUCAAAUCGUUUGCAGCAAUGUAUAAAGGCUUCCCUGUUUUGUGCUGUAAAGAUGCACAGAGCUCCCUGAGGUUUUUACCUUAAAUAGCAAAAAUGUGUUUGCUGGACAACAGCAACCAUCAGAUUAGUGUGUCAUUGUAGAGUGGGAGUGCAGAUGUUAAUGAGAGGCCUAUGUUGAUACUGUAGCAGCUACAUAGAAAAUACAUCAAAUCUCCUGAAAAAAUUAUGUAGGGAUUCUCAUAUUUAUAUCAAAAUUGUUUUGGAUCAUUAUUAAUAUUACUUUUCUUUUAAUUACAUCAUCUGAUUCAGGGUUUCAGUGGCAUUUCCCCCAAUUCAACCAUAUCUGUUGUGAGCACAUGUGUGUGCCAAAAAACAUAUCUAUACGCUAAAAGCUUCUGACUCAACAAACUGGCAGAACUCAUGAUGUUUUGCUUCAUUCCAGGUGAUAGUUUGAUUCAAGCGUUAUUGCCUGGAUGACUGAGUUCAACCGACACUCGUGUUUUACCACAGCAGCUCAGAUCAGUUGUGCUUGUGUUCAGCCUCCUGUGCUUUUUUGUUUUGUUUUUGAUGCCUUCAUGUUUCAUCCCGGUGGACUGGAUAUCCAACCUGGAGCUGAUGGUCUGACUAAAUAAAAAAAGUAUAUUACUCAAACGUCAAUUAAGAUUCUCAAAUUUAUGUAAAUGAACUGUACAGGGUACAGAGUUUUAAUAUAUUCAUCAUGUAAAAAAUGUACAUUAAAAAUGUAAUUACAAUGCAUCCUUACUUAAGCCUUUUUGGGUGCUGAAAACUUGAGGUUUGAAUGUUUGUCUUUAAAUUUUUAGCAAACUAGAAAGCAAAUAACGUUUUUGAAGCUCCGUCACUUGCCCGUUUUGAAAAAAAUAAACAUGUUUUCUGUUUAUUCAAAUUGUUGAUUAUGUAGCUUGUUAUAUAGAUGGUAGUGAUGAUGUCAAUCCUACUGGCAAAAAAAGAGACAGCAAUUGAUGAAUCCUCAGGGGAACGUUUCACCAAAUUUAAAGGACAUUAAAGGAAGAGCAUGAAAUGAGUGCAGCAUUCUAGACAAACUCAUUACAUCUUUUAUAAAUAGUCAGGAGAGUUUCUGUGACAUGUGAUCUUUGGGGGAAAAAAAGUCACUUUCAUAUAAAUAUGUUUUAUACCUGCAGCAUUAGUACAUGUGUGCACCGUGCAAAAGAGAAGUCAGUCAAAUUUAAAAAUGUAUCAAAACUUCUGAUGUAAUGAAGGUUUAACCAUUUUAGUUAAGGCUAACCAUUUUUAAAUAAAUAUUAUUUCAAAUAAGUGGUAAUUUAAUGCAAAGGCCUAUUUACUGUUGAGGUUUGGUUUAUUGCUAAGUAACUAUGCAUUUCUGUUUGAAGCAUCAGAACAGGCUGGGAAAUGUGCAAAAGAUUUCUUAAGGUGACACUAAAAUGAAUCCCUUUUUUAAACUCACAUGCACCAUGUGUUCACUUUCAAGUCUUUAAAUAUUCAGACACAUUUAACUGAACUGCAGAAAAAGGAUUCCAUCAAUUUGUACACAGUUCAGGUAUAGGAUUUUAUUAUUUAUUCCACCUGUUAUCUCAAGAAACAGAAUUCUUUUUUAUAGAAAGAUGUAUUUUUAGAAAAAAUCUAAACACAGACAUUAUAGGAUGGUUCUAGAGUUUCAAUUUUUUCUUUUCUUUAAGUGUUUGCACCGUAUUUGCACAUAUUGGGAAAGUGAGUAAUAGCAAAUACUGAUAUUGUUGAGUAAAUGUCCUUCGGAGAUUAUGGGGUAAAUUCGAUCAUUGUACAUGUGCCGUUUUACUUUGUAAGAUUAACCUUGGUAUCCACUUUUGAGGAAAAAUCUCAAACCUGAAAGCUGUGCCAAGCAAGAAUUGUACAGUUUAUUUAUUUCACAAUGUCCUUUUUUGUGUAUUUAUCAUGUACUGUGUCUGAAAGUCUGUUAAGUCAGACUCUUGGAAAAAUCAUUGAGCAAAUAACGUGUGUUUGAUAAACUAUGGCUUGACAUUGCCCAACAGUGCAACACAAAAUGCAAAGUCUUCCUUAAAUGUGAAAACUCUGUGUAAUCUUUGUACAAAUAUUUUUGACUGUCUCUGCGUAAUGAUUUGUUAAUUUCAGAAAGACCCAGAAUGCAUUGAUAUUUUGUGCAUACACAAGGCAGCUCCAGAUGAAAGUCUUUCAAUGGUCCCGUUUGUGCUGCAGAGAAUGAAAUUAUUUUAUACUGUUUAUGUGUUUACAGAUAUUGAUGUACAGCACAUUUAAAAAGACUGUUGCAAUUCCUGUUCAAAGAAAGAUGUGUUUGUCUGUAUAAAAAGAUUAAUAAAGUCUGUGAGAAAGUUCAAAAA
Molecule: messenger RNA, 4319 nt
Organism: Oryzias latipes (Japanese medaka)
Lineage: Eukaryota; Metazoa; Chordata; Actinopteri; Beloniformes; Adrianichthyidae
Gene: golga7bb
Product: golgin A7 family, member Bb
Biological process (GO): protein targeting to membrane; peptidyl-L-cysteine S-palmitoylation
Cellular component (GO): palmitoyltransferase complex
Source: RefSeq, a predicted model, not a curated record